This is a messenger RNA of Sorex araneus (European shrew), 3442 nucleotides long. RefSeq names its product lamin A/C (gene LMNA). The coding region runs from base 934 to 2931 and encodes 665 amino acids. Lineage: Eukaryota; Metazoa; Chordata; Mammalia; Eulipotyphla; Soricidae. The record is from RefSeq and is a predicted model, not a curated record. The transcript is spliced from 14 exons.
CUGGACCCGCGGCGGGCGGCCGGGGACUGGCUUGCGGUCAUCCCCCGCGGCCGAGCGACGGGGAGCGGGGCCCGGGGGGUGGCGGUCGGGGUCCCCAACCCCCCUCCCCCGGGGCGUGCUCGCGGAGAGGCGUGAGGGUCCAGAAAGGACCGUGGGCGAAGAGGCGACCGAGCGGGGCCCCCUCCCCACCGGGGCCCCCUAGAGCCCGCGGCCCGGCCAGGGUUCCUCUUUCUCAUGGUAAUGAGCGGGGGACCGGAGGGGGGGGCGGCGCCCCCUCCCCGCCCGCCGCGGCUCCCCGAGUGACCCCGGCGCGGGGCGGCGGGGCGAGGCUCUCCGCAGAGCAGACAAAGCCCGCGGCCGCGAUGUGCCGGGCUGUCCGGCUCUGCGCGUGGCGGGGCUCGGCACGGGGGGCGCGGGCUGGAGGCUGGGACCCCCGAGGCCGGGGGCCGGGGUCUGCUCACCCCCCCGCCCCCCGCCGCAGCCCUCCGUCCGCAUGCCCACCCGCACCCCGCUCUCGGAGAUCCGAGCGGCGCCGCCGGGAGGCCGACCCAUGGGGCCCACAGACACCUGGGCUCCCCAACAGCCCCCAACAGCACCAGGGCACCCGGGCCAGGAGCACCCUCCCUGCCCUGACGGCCCCCGCCCGCCUCUGCACCCCAGUGUCCAGAGCACAGUGGACCAGGGCCCUCGGCCCGAGUGGCGGACCUAUUAGAGCCUUUGCCCCGGCGCGGGUGACUCAGAGUGUCCGCGGGAGCGCCGCGUCCAGUCCAGCCAACCCGAGCCCGAGCUCCGACAGCGUCCGGCCCAGCUCCUUACGCCGGCCAGGAGCGAGCAGAGCGCCAGGCGGCCCGCGGCAGUCUCCGUCCUUCGGCCCCAGCCCCGCGUCCUUGCCGGGACCCCUGCCCCGCGGGCAGCGCUGCCACCCUGCCGGCCAUGGAGACCCCGUCCCAGCGGCGCGCCACCCGCAGCGGGGCGCAGACCAGCUCCACCCCACUGUCGCCCACCCGCAUCACCCGGCUGCAGGAGAAAGAGGACCUGCAGGAGCUCAAUGACCGCCUGGCGGUCUACAUCGACCGGGUGCGCUCGCUGGAGACGGAGAACGCGGGGCUGCGGCUCCGCAUCACCGAGUCGGAGGAGGUGGUCAGUCGCGAGGUGUCGGGCAUCAAGGCCGCCUACGAGGCGGAGCUCGGCGAUGCCCGCAAGACCCUCGACUCGGUGGCCAAGGAGCGCGCCCGCCUGCAGCUGGAGCUGAGCAAAGUGCGCGAGGAGUUUAAGGAGCUGAAAGCCCGCAAUACCAAGAAGGAAGGAGACCUGUUGGCUGCCCAGGCCCGGCUCAAGGACCUGGAAGCUCUGCUCAAUUCCAAGGAGGCGGCCCUGAGCACAGCACUCAGUGAGAAGCGCACGGUGGAGAGUGAACUGCAUGACCUGCGCGGGCAGGUGGCCAAGCUCGAGGCCGCCCUGGGCGAGGCCAAGAAGCAGCUUCAGGAUGAGAUGCUGCGACGCGUUGACGCGGAGAACCGUCUGCAGACCCUGAAGGAGGAGCUGGACUUCCAGAAGAACAUCUACAGCGAGGAGCUGCGUGAGACCAAGCGCCGCCACGAGACCCGGCUGGUGGAGAUCGACAACGGCAAGCAGCGUGAGUUCGAGAGCCGGCUGGCCGACGCGCUGCAGGAGCUGCGGGCCCAGCACGAGGACCAGGUGGAGCAGUACAAGACGGAGCUGGAGAAAACCUACUCGGCCAAGCUGGACAACGCCCGGCAGUCAGCAGAGAGGAACAGCAACCUGGUGGGGGCGGCCCACGAGGAGCUGCAGCAGUCGCGCAUCCGCAUCGACAGCCUCUCCGCCCAGCUCAGCCAGCUGCAGAAGCAGCUGGCAGCCAAGGAGGCCAAGCUGCGGGACCUGGAGGACUCGCUGGCCCGCGAGCGGGACACCAGCCGCCGCCUGCUGGCCGAGAAGGAGCGGGAGAUGGCCGAGAUGCGGGCGCGGAUGCAGCAGCAGCUGGAUGAGUACCAGGAGCUGCUGGACAUCAAGCUGGCCCUGGACAUGGAGAUCCACGCCUACCGCAAGCUCCUGGAGGGCGAGGAGGAGAGGCUGCGCCUGUCCCCCAGCCCCACCUCGCAGCGCAGCCGCGGCCGCGCCUCUUCGCACUCGUCCGUGUCGCAGACGCAGGGCGGGAGCAGCGUGACCAAGAAGCGCAAGCUGGACUCCUCGGAGAGCCGCAGCAGCUUCUCCCAGCACGCGCGGACCAGCGGGCGCGUGGCCGUGGAGGAGGUGGACGAGGAGGGCAAGUUCGUGCGGCUGCGCAACAAGUCCAAUGAGGACCAGUCCAUGGGUAACUGGCAGAUCAAGCGCCAGAACGGGGAUGACCCCUUGAUGACCUACCGCUUCCCCCCGAAGUUCACGCUGAAGGCGGGUCAGGUGGUGACGAUCUGGGCAGCAGGAGCAGGGGCCACCCACAGCCCCCCGUCGGACCUGGUGUGGAAGGCGCAGAACACCUGGGGCUGCGGGAACAGCCUGCGCACAGCCCUCAUCAACUCCACCGGUGAGGAGGUGGCCAUGCGCAAGCUGGUACGCUCGGUGACGGUGGUGGAUGAUGACGACGACGAGGACGGAGAUGACAUGCUGCAUCACCACCACGGCUCGCACUGCAGCGGCUCGGGGGACCCGGCUGAGUACAACCUGCGCUCACGCACGGUGCUGUGCGGGACGUGCGGGCAGCCGGCCGACAAGGCUGCGGGCAGCUCAGGGGCCCAGGUGGGCGGCUCCGUCUCCUCUGGCUCGUCUGCCUCCAGCGUCACCGUCACCCGCAGCUACCGCUCUGUGGGGGGCAGCGGGGGUGGCAGCUUCGGGGAGAGCCUGGUCACCCGCUCCUAUCUUCUGGGCAACUCCACUCCCCGCACCCAGAGCCCCCAGAACUGCAGCAUCAUGUAAUCGGGGACCGCCAGGCCGGCUGCAGGCGGGGAUGCCCCGUGUCCCCCGAAGCCUGUGCCACCCACCUCCCCGCCCUGUACUUCUGGGCCAAGGGAACUCGAAGCCAAAGCAGAAUACCCCUUUGGUUUUUUUCUUCUAUUUUUGUUUUCUAAGAGAAGUUAUUUUCUACAGUGGUUUUAUACUGAAGGAAAAACAUGAGCAGACCAAAAAAAAAAAAAAAAAACACGCCAUCAACCCCUUUCCUAUCCCUGCUUUCAGAAAACCUCACGUCUGCCUUAAAACCAAAGAGGGCUUCUCGGGAAGCCGAGGGAAAGGUGCUUUUACAGGGCAAGGCCCUGCCUGCCACCCCACCCCCCGGGGCCCCCCUACAUGGUGCCUGAGUGGGGCCUCACGGAGGCCCCUCUGCCUGCCCCCCACCCUGCCGCAGCCCCAGGGGGACUGAUUUUCCCACCUGCGCUUGCUUAUUUUGUAUUUCAUUUAGACAGAAGAUGGGAAUAAGGUGGGAGGUAGA